GUAAAUUCUUAGAUUAUGAAACAUCAUAUCCAAAAGAAAAGAAAAUUUUGAGCGUAAUUUGAUUAUUGAAUCAAAUAUCCCUAAAAUUAUGUAUUUUUUCGAGAAAAUUCAAUAUGAAAUUAAAUCUCUUUUCCCUGGGCCUAGGGCGGCCGCCCCUCCUGCCCUGCCUCAGGGACGGGCCUGAUGUUUGAUUUUGUAGUUUUGAUUGAUUGUGUGUGGUUUUGUAGUUUGAAUGGUGUCAGACGCUAGCAAGAAGAAGGCUGCUCAGAAGAAGGCUGCUCAGAAGAAGGCAGCUGUGGCGGCGAAAAGAGGAGGUAAAGCGCCUGCCUCAUCGAAGGCGGCAGCUCAAAGUGUUGAUAAGGUUACUGAAGCAGCUGGGGAUAUGGUGAUUUCUGAUCGGAAUUGUACCUGUAUUCUUUGCUCGCAUCCUAUGUCAAGAGAUGUUGGGAUAGAGUCUUCUUCAGUUACUUUUCAUGGGCAUGAUCAAAUAGAUCUGAUUGACUCAAUGCUGGAGCUGCAUUAUGGAAGCCUAAAGCGUACGCCGCUUUCUGCUUUGACUCAUUUAAGUCCCAGGGAGAGAACUUCUAAGCAUUCAAAGAAGUAUAUUCCAUUGGCGGUCAAAGCUUUAGAAUACUACAAUUCUAAGGAGCACAAAAAUCUAAAGUUUGUGGGAGUAUGUGUUGCCGCUGAGAAUGGUGACUACGUGCAUAUCAAUUUCCAUGGCAGUUCAGAUGAUGCUUCGGAGAAACUACUUUUUGCUGAAUUAAAAUACUCUAAUGCAAAAGAAAACGAUUGUGAUACGCUCGAAGUGGAAGGGUGUUGUGUGUUGGAAAAAAUUGAUUUGGGAAACCCACUUGGUAGGAUAUGCUGUGGGGGAGUAAUUCAUCCAGGACCUAGAGAUGGAUUUCGUAUUAUUUCUGGAGAUCCUUUUAAGGAUUACAAAUUUUGGGACUAUCAUCCAUAUGCAUUUGAAGCAGUUAGCCAGUAUUCAGAGCUCACUACACAUUAUCAAAUGUUCCAUGAUUGUGCUAUGAAAGCCAUUGAUCACUACAACUUUCAUCAGGAUGCCAAGUUCAAGUUUGUGGAAAUGAUUGGUGGGGCUUCUCGCGUAUCUGAUGUCAAAAGGAUUAUCCAUAUCAAUUUCAAGGGCAAGUCGAGUUUCAAGCAAAAAGAAGUGUUGUUUUUUGCUGAGUUGUCCAUUCCAUUGUUCGAAAUUGAAGUAUCUUCCCGCUGGGAAGAUUACAAGAAGAGUUUUAUUCAGGUGAAAGGGUGUUGUCAGUUGAAGCUGCUUGAUUCUGGAAAUCCUUGGGGUAGAACUUGCGGAUUAUGCUAUGGAAGAGUAAAGCAUCCUGGUCCAAAAGAUGGUUACUGUAUUGUAGCAGGAGAUGAAUUUAUUGGUUCUGAUUUUAUGAACAUUGGUCUUGGUAUCUAUUAGAGAGUUAAAUAGACGUAUUAGUGAUUUGACUUAAUGAUUGUAUUAGUGGAUUCGACUAAUUGUAUUAAUUGGUCGUAUACUCGUAUGAAAGUGUUUGGUAAAUAUUUGAUUACCUAAAGUUAUUUGAGUAAAACUACAAAUAAGCUAAUUGUGGGGCAAGUAGUUGAUAAUUUGAGAUAA
Chenopodium quinoa (quinoa) is the source of this 1615-nucleotide messenger RNA. RefSeq lists its product as uncharacterized. The record is from RefSeq and is a predicted model, not a curated record. The transcript has 7 exons. Bases 233 to 1435 code for a protein of 400 amino acids. Lineage: Eukaryota; Viridiplantae; Streptophyta; Magnoliopsida; Caryophyllales; Amaranthaceae.